This is a messenger RNA of Aspergillus tanneri, 1074 nucleotides long. Its product is annotated as lytic polysaccharide monooxygenase auxiliary activity family 9 protein. The record is from RefSeq and is a predicted model, not a curated record. The transcript has 3 exons. Lineage: Eukaryota; Fungi; Ascomycota; Eurotiomycetes; Eurotiales; Aspergillaceae. Bases 1 to 1074 code for a protein of 357 amino acids.
AUGCAUCUAAAUCUCUCACAUCUCGCCCUCCUGCCGCUGGUAGCCGGCCACACCACCUUCACCAAUCUAUACGUCAACGGCGUCAAUCAAGGCGAUGGCGUCUGCGUCCGUAUGAACCGUGACCCCGAAACUGCCAGCUUCCCUAUCGAGCCCGUGACCGACAAGGCCAUGGCCUGUGGCUACGACGGGGAGAAAGCGGUUUCUCGUGUCUGUCCCACCAAAGGCGACGAUCUACUCACCUUUGAAUUCCGCGAAUAUGCCGACGGCUCUCAGCCCGGGUCCAUCGAAGACAGCCACAAGGGCCCCUGCGCCGUCUACAUGAAGAGGGUCAACGAUGCGACGGCAGACAACAACGCCGCCGGCGAUGGAUGGUUCAAGAUCUGGCAGUUGGACUACGACACAUCCGAUGGCAAAUGGUGCACGGAGAAACUCAUCGACAAUAACGGCUUGAUCUCCGUCCAUGUGCCCCCGGACUUGCACCCGGGGUACUACCUCGUGCGACCGGAGCUAUUGGCCCUGCAUGCCAGUGCGGAUUCCCCGCCCGAUCCGCAGUUCUACGUCGGCUGUGCGCAGGUCUUCGUGCAGCAGGGUGGCACCGCCGAGCCCCGCGGGGUGCAUAUCGGAGAGCAUACGUACGAUCUAGAUAUGCCUGCCUUGACGUACAAUAUCUACCAGGAGCCCUUGGCGUUACCGUAUCCCAUGUUCGGGCCCGAGGUGUACCGUACUAAAGGAAACCAGCGUCGUCGCGAUGCCAACAAGCUCGUGCAGGACAAGGGUCGUCGGCCGGACGGGUGUAUCUUGGUGCGUGAUAACUGGUGUGGCUUUGAGGUGCCUUCCUACAACGACGAGAACGGAUGCUGGGCGUCUUCCCAGAAAUGCUGGGACCAGUCCGACGUCUGCUGGAAUACAGCCCUCCCGACUGGAAACGCGGCGUGCAAUAUCUGGCAGGACAAAUGCACUAACAUCGACGAUUCCUGUCGCAGCGGUGACUGGCAUGGUCCCCCCAACCAGGGGAAGGACCUGACCCCGGUGCCCAAGGGCCCUGCGGGCUCGCUCGAUGUCUUUGAGCAGUAG